This is a messenger RNA of Clarias gariepinus (North African catfish), 5490 nucleotides long. Its product is annotated as pleckstrin homology domain-containing family G member 3. The record is from RefSeq and is a predicted model, not a curated record. The coding region runs from base 243 to 4505 and encodes 1420 amino acids. Lineage: Eukaryota; Metazoa; Chordata; Actinopteri; Siluriformes; Clariidae. The transcript has 19 exons. Gene Ontology annotation, molecular function: guanyl-nucleotide exchange factor activity.
UAAUGUAGUAUGGUGUAGUGUAAUGUAGUAUGGUGUAGUGUAAUGUAGUAUGGUGUAGUAUGGUGUAGUGCGCUGCGGUCCGGUCCGCUACAUGUGCGAUACACUGUAACAGUCGGUUUCGUGCGGAUUUGAAUGAAGCCACGACCCAAAGUCAGCGAUGAAUUUGUGCGAAAACUGAAAUAAAUCACCGGAUAUUUGGUGUGAAGGAUCAGACCUGCACUCGUGUCUGAAGACUGAGUGACAUGCCAGAGAAUUCUCAUCACGAUCCCCAUCAUCAGGUCUCAAUGGGUGAAGAAUCUCCUCGCUUGUCCACGGACUCCUCCCUGAGUGGCCAUGAUCCUGUCCUGGCUGACUCCUGCUCGCUGUCCACCGAACACUCUGAUAAUGAGCGGCCAGUGAGCACCGUGUCCACCGUCUCAUCAGGCUCCUCUGGAGAGGGCCAGAGCGGCCUGUUCAGUGCGUCCCAGUGUCCCCAGUCCCUGCCCUCCCUAUCCACAGAAACUGACAUCGACUUGGAGCUCAGUCCUCCUGAGGAGCCUGAAACUCAACUGAGGCCUGAAAGCAAGCGACCAAGGCAGGACCCUGCUGCAGGCCAGUUCAACAACAACGCAAGCCCUGUUGGAGUCGUUACACUACCACCAAGACUGGACGGACCUUCGCCUGUCGCCACUGUAGCGAUGGCGCCUAAUUCUCAACUAACCUAUGUGGAUCGAGUGGUCAUGGAGAUUAUAGAGACAGAAAGGAUGUACGUAAGGGACUUGUGCAGUAUUGUGGAGGACUAUCUGGCCUACAUUAUAGACACCAGCAGUUUGCCCAUUAAGCCUGAGCAAGUGUGUUCACUGUUUGGAAACAUCGAAGUCAUCUAUGAGUUCAACAGCGAGUUACUGCAGUCUCUGGAAAUGUGUGACAGUGACCCGGUGGCCAUCGCAUAUUGCUUUGUGGAAAAGAGUGACUAUUUCGACAUCUACACCCAGUACUGCACAAACUAUCCCAACUCUGUAGCCGCACUAACGGAAUGCAUGAGGAACAAGACACUGGCUAAGUUCUUUCGGGAUCGCCAGGCGACUCUUCAGCAUUCCCUCCCUUUAGGUGCCUACCUGCUGAAGCCUGUGCAGAGGAUUUUAAAAUAUCACCUCCUGUUACAGGAAAUCGCCAAACAUUUUGACCCCGAGGUGGAGGGCUAUGAUGUAGUGGAAGAGGCCAUAGUCACCAUGACAGGAGUGGCCUGGUACAUCAACGACAUGAAGAGGAAGCAUGAGCAUGCUGUGAGACUGCAGGAGAUCCAGUCCCUGCUCAUUAACUGGAAAGGACCCGACCUCACUACAUACGGCGAGCUCGUCCUCGAGGGAACCUUCCACGUCCACCGUGCAAAGAGCGAGAGAACGUUUUUUCUCCUUGACAAAAUCCUCCUCAUCACCAAGAAGAGAGGAGAGCAUUACUUCUACAAGACCCAUAUAAUGUGUUCCACUUUAAUGUUGAUUGAAAGUGCCAAAGACUCUCUUCGCUUCAGCGUGACACACUACAAGCAUCCUAAACAACCUCACACAGUAAAGGCCAAAACGGAGGAGGAGAAAAAGCUCUGGGCUCAUAACAUAAAGCGUCUGAUUCUGGAGAACCAUCACGCCAUCAUCCCACAGAGAGCCAAAGAUGCCAUUUUGGACAUGCAGUCUGCCUGUCCAGUGAAGUAUCGCUACAGUCCUGAAAGACAGAACAAGGGUGAAGACCUUCUUAAAGAACGAAGGCGAUCAGAGCCGUUUAACAGAGUUAAACAGAACAUGAGAACCACAAAAGAAACUCUUAAGCAUGCUGACAGCAUGGAUACUCUGCUGACGGACUGUAGCCAGAAUGAGCUGCCGGCUACAGCUAGCGCGUCCAACUUGAGUUCCAGCAUGGACGAAGCUGAGACGGAGCGGCCCGCCGCUGAGGAGAACACGAGCGGAUGGCUCUCCCUGGACUGGCUGAGCACGAACAGCCUUGAAAACUGUCGACUAGAACUGCCAUUCCAUAGAGCGAAAGAGGAGAAGAAGGAGGAGGUGCUCGAGAACGCGCAGAGGCAGAGUGGAGAAGAUGAAGAUGAUGAGAUUGUGGUGAAAGAUGAGCAGGUAGCUGACUUUGCCACCUCAGUGUUGGCCGCCAUCUCCUGCUGGCGCUAUAAGGCCAGGGCUUUGCUUUUCACACGGGUCCCAACGAGUAGAGAAGGGGAGCAGACUGUGGAGGAGGACGAAUUGGUGAAACCUAAGAGAAGCCGACCCCCUUCUGAAGACCAGGGAAAGGAUGUGUGCGAAGAGGACUGUUCUGAGGAUCAAUGUUCACAGGCCAUUUCCCUGCCUGGAGAAAAAGAUGAAGAAGAAAAACAUCACCAGUCAUACUUUAACACUGAGGACGGUGGCGUAAAGGAUGAAGAAAUGGUGGAAUGUAGUGCAGAGUCACUGUCCACAGUCCACCAUGAAAUCCAAUUAGAGGACGAGAGCCCUCAAUCCAGAACAAAAAUUUCAGAGGACCUGGGGGAGGAGGAAGAAGAGGAGGAGGAGGACGAAGAGGAAGAAAUGUCAUCAGGAACUGAACCCAGAAGCAUCUUGCCAACAUCUGUACUAGACAAGGCCAGCGUUAUUGCUGAACACUUUGCAGGCAGUCUCUCUCGGCAAAGCAGCCUGGCAGCCGAUGACAUGUUCUCUCUAGGUUGCUCCUCAUCUCAGACGGGUAGUAGGAGAAGUAGCGUCUUCAGUCUCAGCGCUGAGCUGCUGGACAAAGAGAAGGCUCAAGAGCUGAAAUGUUCCUCCCCUGUAAUUGAAUCUAUAGCCUCAGCCACUCUUGGAGACAAGCUGGUUACACCAGUCCAAAGACCACAGACAAAACCAGAUACUCUGUCCAAAAAGGACAGGAUACUUAUACAUAAGAUUAAGCAAUACUAUGAGCACGCUGAGCAACAGGAUGUUAAUUUCAGCAUCAAACGCAGAGAAAGCCUCUCGUACAUUCCACCGGGACUAGUCCGCAAUCUCAGCCAACAGCUCAAUGGCUUUCCCACUGAAGAAGAUGCAGAAAGUCACAAGAAGGCUUCAAAAAUCACAAGGCCAACAUCUUGGGCAGUUUUUGAUCUACCAGGUCUGGAGAAAGAGACUGCAUCCAAGGAGGUCAUGGACACAGAGAUUCUGCCAAUUAUAGACAGAAAGGAAUCUACAGAUGGGUCUCAGGUAGUUGCUCAGGCACUUGAUACAGAGGAGGAUUUCCGAUCAACCUCGGAGAUGAUCAGGGUUUGGCAAGACAUGGAGGAUGAAAUCAGCGAAGCCUUUGAGGAGCCUCAAGAUGAUUCUAAAGCGCACAUGAAUGGCUCAGUUGCCAGCUUUACCCAGGAUCAAAAGGGGGAGGAGAGUUCUUAUAGUGCAUUUGUUGGUGAACCCCUACUAAUAUUGGAAGAAUGUGACAGCAGCGUGCCUGGACAGGGGACCUCAACGUCUUCACCACUUAACAACUUCCAUGGAAAAGAGGAUACAAUGGGUAGGAGUUUAUUCAGUGAUCAGAAGCUCCAAGAGACACAAAAGAUCAGACAUGCUCCUCCACCCAAGAUCUCUGUGAGGUCAUGCUCAGAAGAAGACCAAGAUAUGCUACAAGAUAUGGAGAAAAUGAAGAACAAGGUAUUCCUUCUGGCUAGGCAAUAUAGCCAGCGUAUUAAGAACAACAGGCCUGUAGUGAGGCCGGGAGCAAAAGCAUCACAGAGCAACUUUAGUCACAAGAAGCUGUUGUCUGUUGUGGAAGACAAAUAUCCAGAAAAUGAGAUGGGUAUGCAAAGCCCAUCAUCAUCCCAUGGUUCAUGUGAGUACACCGACUCCAGUUCAUCACAGAGCCCCUGCUCCCUGGGCAGUCCUCAGCUGCAGUCCACAAUCAGAGCGCCUGCUCUGGAAGAACAAAGUCCAGUCCACACGGAGAGCUUCAACUGGCCGGAUGUAAGGGAGCUGCGUUCCAAAUACUCCCGCCCGAAUUCUCAGUUAGUCACAAUUAAUCGCAGUUGCUCCGUCCCAGACCGAAUACUUGAGGUUGGACGAAAUAAUCCCUCAACCCGACGAAUCUGCUCCUGUUCUAGCCCAGUUUGUGACAGUACAGACUCCUACACACCACCACCUACAGACACUGCCACUGCCCAGUCCAUGGACAAGGGACCUGCAGAACAGGAUGUGCUUAAACUGUCCAAAAGCAGUUCUUUGGACCACUCGAUUUAUUUGAAACAGCAAACGAACCUUACAGACGUCCCGAAGAACUACUAUAUAUCUGGCCAGGCCACGCUCCCCAAUGACAACAAGAUCAUAAUAGUGGAAAGGAUUAGUAAGACAGAAGGUCAAGGUCAGGCUGCAGGUGAAGAGAAGAAACAGGAGCUCUGUGGAGACCAACUAAAGUGUCUGGACAGUGGUGAAACCUGCAUACCGAGGUCGUUUGAAAAAACUGAGAGCGGCCAACAAGGUUUAGUCAAAAACCUGCGGGAGAAGUUCCAAAACCUUAGUUCUUACACGUGACUGUUCUUGUAAGCUGCUUUUAGACUUUUCCGCUAUUGUACAUUACUGCACAAAAAGGCCCAGUGUUUUUCUACCAAGCUAUCCAAGCAUAAAGUCUUAAGGGGAGUCUAAAUACGACCACCCAAUGUGUUCAUUAUGUAGAUUGUAUGUUGUAAAGAAUGGCAUGCUCAGGCCUUUAAUCGAACACAUUUAUAUGAUAAUGCUGUAUUAAAAUUGUUUUAAAUGGCAAAAGGACAUUUCUAAACUCAGACCUCACCUGAAAUAUUUAUGACAUUUUAUUGUGUAUAUGAGUUUAUAUUUGUACAAAAGCUUUUGGUUACUGCCUAUGUAACAUGACACUGGUAAGCUUACUCAGGAUAAAUGUACCUCUGAUAUCCUAGUUAAAGAUCUGUAUCAUUACUAUCAUUUUCUUUUUUUUUUCCUUUUUUUUUCCUUAUCUACCCUAUGUCUCUGUUCUCGGAAGUGUUCCGUAUCUGUACAUACACAGCAAUCAAUCAUGUAACUGGGACUAUGGCCAAUUAUGUGGCCUAUGGGUAUGGAUAGCUCAUAAUAUUGGGCAAUUGCCCUAGAAUUUAGCAUGUAUGUGUGUAUAUUUUCAUAAAGCUGUCACUUCGCAAUAGCAAUAAGUCAGGGUAAAGAGUCGGUUCCAAUUAAACAUUUGUGGAUGGAAGUAGUGGUGGAUGCAUUUUGAUCCCACACAUGCAUUUGUUUUAUUUGUUGUUGUUUUUUUUCAAAACAUUCCUGUGAUAAAAUCUACUGUAAUAUAAUUUGUGUAUAAUCUCCAUAGUUUAUUAUUUUUUUUAUUGCAUACUGUCUACUGUAAAUAGGCAGUUUUCAUUUUAUGGCAAUUUUACAAUUAUUACAUGGGCAUUAGAAAAUGCAACGUAAAAAGAUCACACUCAUUUUGAACAAGGAUUAUUAGAUGAAUGAACAUUUCAAUAUGCUUAAAUAAAUAGAUGUGCAUGUAAGAAAAUGUGCAAUAAUA